Messenger RNA from Gigantopelta aegis, 991 nucleotides. RefSeq lists its product as uncharacterized. NCBI's taxonomy places the organism in Eukaryota, Metazoa, Mollusca, Gastropoda, Neomphalida, Peltospiridae. Gene Ontology annotation, molecular function: transcription coactivator activity; DNA binding. The record is from RefSeq and is a predicted model, not a curated record. The transcript has a single exon. The coding region runs from base 426 to 989 and encodes 187 amino acids. Gene Ontology annotation, biological process: positive regulation of transcription initiation by RNA polymerase II.
ACGUCAGUCUGACCUUGGGGUGUGUAUGGCAUACUUGGUGUAUGACUCACCAUGACCGACUUAGAGAGCAGUGACUGGCAUAACUGGGCAGGUGUGCGACCUUGGUGUAGUCAUAGCCUUGACGUACUUGGUGUGUGACUCAUCACCUAGCCUUGACCUAUUUAGAGGGCAGUGAGUGGCAUAUCUGGUGUAGGUAAGCAGCCGUGACUCAUAUUUUAGCCUUGGCAUACUUGGGCCGGCACUGACGUCCUUGGGCUGGCCUUGACCUGGUUCUGACGUCCUUGGACUGCUAAUUUAGAAUAUAAAAAGGGUAGUUUUGUUAGUAUCUUCAUUCGCUCUCCGAAAAGUCUACAGACAAGAUCUACGUCCAGUUUUGCUACAGAAGUAUUCACAUAUUUGCGGCUUGCUGUAUUUUCAAGAAGAAGAUGACAUCGGUACAUUCAUCAAAUUCAUCCCAGAGCCAUGGACAGGGUGAAAAAUCUCGAUGUCAGCUAGAAAUUGGGCAAAAUGUCUACGUCAUGGCCCAAACAUGGAAGCAAGAACUGUUGAUACACAUCCGGAAAUUCGACAGUGAUAAAGGGAAAACUUUCCCCACCAAACGAGGUAUCGCCCUUACCCUGAAACAUUGGGUUGAACUGUCUAUGUGUACUAGUCAAAUUGAUGAAACCAUAGCUGCUUUAAAGGAAAGGAAAGAAGAGAAAUUGUUUCACCAUCUUGGUGCCAACAUGUAUGUGAGCGUGGACAAAAACAUUGCCGGGGUGGACAUUAGGCAGUGGUGGUGGUGUGUGGACACAGUGAAGCCAUCAAGGAAAGGAAUUUUCCUUUCCCUUCAACAAUGGAGUAAACUGAAAGACUGUUUCGAAAUGAUGAGUGACUUUGUACCAGAACUGAAGUCGAUUGUACCCUGCGCCAUGCAAGACGACCAUCAAAACCAGAUGGGCUUCCUGCAGUGCAGUUUCUGCAACCCUAACGAGUGUCAUCAGUGGUAAAC